Molecule: messenger RNA, 2070 nt
Organism: Elgaria multicarinata webbii
Lineage: Eukaryota; Metazoa; Chordata; Lepidosauria; Squamata; Anguidae
Gene: F12
Product: coagulation factor XII
Exons: 14
Coding region: 45-1820 (591 amino acids)
Biological process (GO): zymogen activation; blood coagulation
Cellular component (GO): rough endoplasmic reticulum
Molecular function (GO): calcium ion binding; serine-type endopeptidase activity
Source: RefSeq, a predicted model, not a curated record
GCAGAGCACAAACCUCACCAUCUCAUCCUUGUCCAGCCACCGCCAUGACAUCUCUGCUGCUGCUGCUGCUGCCGCUCUUUGCACUUCUUCUGAGCCCAGGGGAGCCGUUCCCGGACCCCCAUCACAAGCCACCCAGGAGGGAGCAUGAAGAGCAUGCAUCCCAUGAGGAGCCCUGCCAUUUCCCAUUCCGCUAUGAGCGCAUAAUGCACCAUUCCUGCAUCCAGAGUAGAGCUCGUCAUCAGCCCUGGUGUGCUACCACAGAGAACUACGACCGAGAUGACAAAUGGAGGUACUGUGGCAAACAGGAGAGGCGAAUAGGACACUGUGUCCCUAACCCAUGCCAGAAUGGUGGUGCCUGUGAAGCCUGGCGAACUGGGUUCCAUUGCAUCUGUACAGCUGGUUUCCAUGGGAGACACUGCGAGAAAGAAGGCUGCUUUGGAGCACGAAGACAGCUACACAUUGGCAGGAAGGACACCUGGCUGCGCUACCAUCCGCCGACCGGACUGGAGGAGUGCCAUUGCAGUAGAAAGAAGAUGCUCUGCAAGCACAUUCAUGGAAAGGCAUGCACAACCAAUCCCUGCUUGAAUGGAGGUCAUUGCACAGAGCUGAAGCAUAGCAAGGUCUGCGGCUGUCCUGAAGGGUUUUCUGGGCCACUGUGUGACAUAGGUCACAAUCAGACCUGCUACAUUGGAAACGGGCAUCUGUACCGAGGCAUGGCCCAGAGCAGUCUCUCAGGGACACCCUGCCUGCCCUGGGACUCCCCGUUCCUGCAUAAGGAGUACUCCAUCAAUUCCACCAAUGCAGCCAGCCUGGGUCUGGGGACACACAGCUUCUGCAGAAACCCAGAUAACGACAGCCAGCCGUGGUGUUUUGUGGUAAAAGAGCAGCAGUUCACCUGGGAAUUCUGCAACGUCACCCGCUGUCAUCUCGAGACUGCAGGUGACAUGGCAGGAACGGUUCUACGGCCAGAUCUGGAGUUGAAGCCAGCGAACUCAGACCUGACUGUUUCCAGUGUCCAGGUGUCCCGUGUGCCUGAGGCUGCCUCCGCUCCAUUGUGUGGUCAGCGUUAUCCAAAGGUCACCUCCUCCACCGCCCGUCUUGUGGGGGGCAUGGUGGCACUGCCCGCUUCCCAUCCCUACAUGGCUGCCAUAUACAUCGGGGAUCAGUUCUGUGGAGGGAGCCUCGUCACCUCCUGCUCAAUCCUGACCGCUGCACAUUGCUUUGAGCAGAGGCCAGCUGUGACCAGCAUUUCAGUGGUGCUGGGCCAGAACAAAUACAAGUCCGAACCUGAAGACUCCCUGAAGCUCCAAGUUCAGGAGUAUCUAAUGCAUGAGAACUAUUCUGAGGCCACCAAGCAGCAUGACAUUGCACUGGUGCGGUUGAAGGAGAAGGUGUCGAGGCACUGUACUGACUUUUCGCGCACCAUUUCGCCUGUUUGCCUGCCCGAACCCAAGGAGACGACGCCUGACACUAGCAAGAACUGCAAGGUCGCAGGAUGGGGGCAUACGAUGGAAGGAGCUGAUAACCUUGCCACGAAUUUGCAGGAAGCAGAUAUACCUAUCCUUCCUCAGGAGCAGUGCCGUUCCCAAAAUGUACAUGGGAACCGCAUCAUGGAAGGCAUGCUUUGUGCCGGAUACAUGCAUGGGAUGUCUGAUGCGUGUCAGGGAGAUUCUGGUGGGCCCCUGGUGUGUGAGGAGCAAGGCCAGACCAUCCUCCGUGGCAUUGUCAGCUGGGGCACAGGCUGUGCACAGGUGAACAAGCCUGGGGUCUACACCAAAGUUGCUCAGUACCUCGACUGGAUCAAAACCAAGAUUUAUUAGCAAGCCUGGGAGUCCAGUUCCUCUACAACCAAAUUCAAAACCUGUGCAGGUGUCUUCUCUGGUUUGUGUGUGUUAUUUUCUACAGCUGUUAUCGACCCUCUCUUCUUUGCAUGCAUGCCAUUCCGCUAGACUAGACAAUGAGUACUUCAGAGUAAAAAAACAAAACAAAACAAAGCAAAUUUAAAAACAAACCCUAACCGAAUUGUGUGCAUUGUCUACCAUAAAAUAAACCAAACGUCAAGCAAUUUAA